CAUACAGUGACUGAAUAUGAUAUUUGUCCUGUUGGAUUUCCUGGUUCUAUGAGUCCACGCCCUAUCAGGCCGUCAUCCUCUAUCAGAAGAAAACACAAUGGGAUGCUAUGCGAGACGGAUUCUGAUUGUCCUUCCGGUAAAUGUUGCGGAGUAUUGGGCCAAAACAUGUGUGUUUAUCGUCAUGAUCAUCAUAAACCCCGCCACAGACUUUCCGACAAGAGCGAAGAUGGUCGGAAAAGUAAAGCAAUGCGACAACUGUCAAAGUUUACCAACGUCAUCGACCAAUCAAAAUUACAGAAAUCUGCAGAGAACAUGACUGCGCACUCCAUUUCUAUUGAGAAAACCGAGAGAUACGGAAAAGGUGGAAACUGUAAGAACGCAGAAGAAAGUGGGUCUACAAGGGGGUGUGGCAGGGUGUCCAGGUGGAGACACCUGUUCUUCAUCAUCUGUCUGGGUGUCGUUUGCGCAGCUAUCAGUUUCAUUACUUUAUCAGUCUUUUGUAGGAAACGGAAGGAUGCCAGCCCUAAGAAAGUUGUCGUAAAACAGGAUGUUGUCCCAGUUGCUGCGCUUCGUAAUCCUGAUGUCUCAGUAGCAACUGAUUCCAAGAAAAUGGUUGUCAAUUUGGACGACUGCCAAUUGUAACCUAUAACCAUCAAGUAAAAAAAUAUCAUGGCUUUGAAAGGACAUCGAUACAAAUGAAAAGUUAAAACUUGAAAAGGUUACACUGAAACAAAAUCUAAAUCCAUAUCUUUUUUUCAUAGUUUUAAACUAUAGAAUCACCGGUCUUUUCUCACAUAAAAAUUAUACAAUUGAUUUUCAUUAUAAAAGAAACUAAAGAGAUUCAGAUUGGGAACCGUUAGUCAUGAAUAAGAAUUA
Saccostrea cuccullata (small rock oyster) is the source of this 876-nucleotide messenger RNA. RefSeq lists its product as uncharacterized. Lineage: Eukaryota; Metazoa; Mollusca; Bivalvia; Ostreida; Ostreidae. The record is from RefSeq and is a predicted model, not a curated record. The coding region runs from base 49 to 642 and encodes 197 amino acids. The transcript has 3 exons.